CAAACAUCAUCGUCGACGCAGGCGAUCUGAUCAAGUCAAGGCCUUUUGUCAUUGUCAUUAUUCUACUGUGUCGAACCUAACAACCAACGACCGGUCCGUCACCCUGGAUCGAUCCUCGUACCCCUGCCCAAGUCCGUACCGGGUCCUCCGCAUAUUGGCUAUAGUGGCUGCAGGUGGCUCAAAAUCCUUCUGACGCCACUCUUGUAUUCUCGGCUCUUCAGUGUUGCGAGCAACCAGUGCCACCCCUGGCAACCCCCAGGAAGGAUCGCAUCAGAUCUUUUUCGCCUGCGCCUUUGGUGGUUCAACUCAUGCGCCCCAAUCCACUCUCAAGCCUCUUCGUCGUCUUGAAUCUCGACAGCCUCAGUUUUCGUUGACAACAGGAGGCUCCACCAACACCAUCAUACCCACUCCACGGCCCCUGGUCCUGGUCCAAUUGAUACACCCUGGGCCCAACUAUCUUCGCCUUUCAUACUCGACGGGCAUCGUCACCCAUCGGCGGGUUUGAUCUGGCCGACUACUUUUCUACUACUUUUCUGUCAACACCUCUCCUACCUCACAGAGUCACUGCUUCAGUUGCUCGAGCUUGAACACAGGCAUUCACAAGCUAUCCUUGGGUUGUUGUCGACUGCGAUCCAGCGCCACCAGCCAAACCCGCGUUGCUCAUCGUCAAGCUUUCUUCAACAAAUCGGCGUCAUUUCAACCCGAACUUGCACCUCGCCUGGCCUCUCCGUCUAUUCCUUCCUUUCCACUCAACUCGACUCGAACCUCGCUUCACCAACCCCAACUAUUUGUUGGCUGGCAGCUGGCUGUUUUCCCUCCUCCUCAACCGCCACGACUUGUCGUCUCAAGCGUUCCUUGCUUCCUCACUGCGCGCACGAUAAACUGUGCUGCAACAGUAAUCAUCAAGCAAUUGCCCCUCAAGCGCCGCAUACCGAGAACUUGUCACAGCCGCAUUCGCUACCUGCCUGCACCGUCCACCACUAGUCACGACUGUCGACUAUUUUCAGCCCACAUAUUUCUUCAUCGCAAACCGGCGUCGGUCUUAAUAUUCGUCUCUUCGUCGUCUACCACUCAGCGAAGCGAUUUACCUACCUGCUACGCUUCAAUCGAAGUUCCUAGGCGACCGCACAAAGAGCAAACCGAACCCUUACGAUCCUUGGCUUGCAGUCUCCCUCCCUCAACGCAUUGGCGCCGUUACAUACCAUGCUGCGCAGCGUCGCCCACUUUGUCUUUAAGAGAUAGGAUCUAUACCGGCGCUAUCGAUCCCGGCUUCUGAGUGAAUCCGAAACACGCAGGAUUCAACUUGCGCGUCGACUGAGGCUGGAGAACCCGCCAAAUCUAACUACUCUUGACAACUUCAUACCUGACCACAUGUCCGCACAAGGCCAGGUUGAUUGCUUGAAGAAGAUAUCUGUUUAUGGCUGAGUCCAAUAUUGAUCCACAAAUAUCCCAGGAGGGCUCAACGCCGGGGUCUCCCACUUUCAUUAAACCCUCAAGUCCUGUGCAAUUCCAAACAAAGCUCAAGGUCAGUUCUGCCAGCGACUUUGAAGACUCUGGGAGGCCUGGAAAAAGACGGAAGCUCGAAGGGCCCCAGUUGACUGCUGCUGCUGCCAUCGCUGAAGGAUACCGCCGGCCCUCGAGAUCCGUCUCACCACCGAGUACUGGGACAAGUCCCAAUCCUUCGCAACAAGCAUUGAGUGCUCUGAUGGGCGCAAACUCGAAUAUUACGAGCAAGGCUCCCAAGUCCAGCUCAGACAAUGCUCCAGAUCCAGCAACCACUAUCAGCGAACCUUUAGUUCAGGUAGCUGAGAACAUCCAGCAUGCUUCUGCGACUUCUGAAGCCUCUGCUACUGGCGAUAAUCAUGCAGAGCAAACUAGCCCUACCAGCCUGUCCAGCAUUGGAACUCUCGAAAGUGUGGCGGGUGUCUCGGGCAUGACCACGACUGUGGGAAGCCCAUUACCGAUUGAGCAAACACUUGGCCAAGUCGGAAAUGCCACCGAAGUGGGCACUGUCUCGCCUGGUGAGGGAUUCAAGGGUUCAUCUUAUCCAGCCCCUGGCUUGCAACUGCCGCCCAGUGAAGGCGCUAGACGAGGAAUGAGCUUGCCUCAAUCCACUUCACGAGCAGGUACAAGAUCUCCCUCCAGCAAAAAACACAGAUGCCCCUACUGUGCCACCGAGUUUACCCGUCACCACAAUCUAAAGAGCCAUCUGUUAACACAUAGUCAAGAAAAGCCAUACGUAUGCUCCACCUGUCAGUCGAGGUUCCGACGGCUGCAUGAUCUCAAGAGGCACACCAAGUUGCAUACCGGUGAGCGACCCCAUAUUUGUCCCAAAUGCGGCCGGAAGUUCGCUCGGGGCGAUGCGUUGGCACGCCACAACAAAGGCCCCGGUGGCUGCGCAGGUCGCAGAGCCAGUAUGGGUAGCUACGGAGGCGACGAUGACGGCGAAGGUGAUGAGUCCAUGGAGGGAGUCGUGUAUGGUGAACCCGAGACCAUGGACGAUGAGCCGGGAAAUGACAAAACCCCUCGAAUUCGUCGUCAAGCUCCUUCAGGAGACGACAAUCUGGAAGACCCUGAUCACGCUUCCCGAUUUCCGAGUACAUACCCUCCUAUCCAAGGUCGGCCCCCAGGAGGUAUAGCAAGCACUGCGUUUCCACCUCGGAGCGGGUUCAAUCCAUCCGCUUCGGGAUCCGGUAACGUUGUUGUCCCUCCAGGGGCACCGCCACCGUUUCCACAAGUUUCGGGCUCAUCGGUUGGCUCGCGGCCCUCCAUACCGAAUGCGGUCUAUGCGCAGAACCCCAUGACCGAAAGUCCAAAACCCCUUUCACCCGGACAAGUACACCGAGGUUCGGUGACGGGGUCAGCCGAAGGCAGCCUCCAUCGCAACCGGUCUCCAAGCAUGACACAUUACCAACAGGGCUCGUACAGUCGGGCAAGUGGUACAGGAUCAUCCUUGAGUGUGCCAUCUGGACCACCUCAAUUACCGCCUCCAAAUGUAUUAAAUCCGCCAGAUGCAAGAUAUACCUUGCCGAGUCAAGGUGGUCCGGCCCAUCCGCCGACCCAACCUUCUGGCCCUCCUACACAUAUGAGUGGGAGCGGACCGUUGUCCUCUCAUAGCAACAGCCUGUCUUCGACUCAUGGUCAUUCGGGCCAUGGUAGUGGUGAGACCUCCAACAUGUUUGCCGACAAAGAUAGAAUCUGGGCCUAUGUCAACAGUCUCGAAACACGAAUGAAUGGGAUGCAGCAGGAGAUCGACUCGCUCAAACAUCAACUUGCCGUCGCCACCCAAUCGGCACAACAGCAACAACGAAUAUGAAGAGUACAAGACAUUUCAGCAACAACGAGAAUCGGACUGCACACGAAUUGCAAACUGAAUACGAAGAAUAACCUCCGUGUCUCGAUGGGACGAGAUAUGCGGGCCCCCAAAAAGGCCAAAAAGCGUUGACAGGAACAAUGAUUGAUUUCCAGCCACGUUAUAGAUACCCCAUGAAUUGCAUUUCUCGUUUUUCCCUGCUCUCUACCAAUACGGGCAGACUCCGUUCGAGAGUGGUAUCUAGCACCGCUGAAUCGGCGUUUGGUUGAGAAGGGUACGACUGCGGUAUGAUCUCACUGGAUGAGAUGCGAAUGUGAAGGCGCGAGCGCUGUGUAAGCAGGACAGGCCGGAGAGAUGUUGAUUGAUUUGAAUGCGAAUGGGUUUGGGCUUGGCGAGAACGAUGUUACACUAACAUUCUUCACAUGUGUAUAUGUACAAUAUGAUUAAAAGAGCGCGAAAAGGGCCGAGUUUAUGAUCGGCUAACUCGGAGAGGAGAGUGAAACGAAAGAAUACAUGAGUUUUUAAUCCAAAGCAUUUUCACACCAUGAAGGAUUUUUGGUCAGCUACUCUGCACAGCGAGUAGCGAAACA
Exophiala xenobiotica is the source of this 3903-nucleotide messenger RNA. RefSeq lists its product as uncharacterized. The record is from RefSeq and is a predicted model, not a curated record. Gene Ontology annotation, molecular function: DNA-binding transcription factor activity, RNA polymerase II-specific; RNA polymerase II cis-regulatory region sequence-specific DNA binding. Bases 1418 to 3316 code for a protein of 632 amino acids. The transcript has 2 exons. NCBI's taxonomy places the organism in Eukaryota, Fungi, Ascomycota, Eurotiomycetes, Chaetothyriales, Herpotrichiellaceae. Gene Ontology annotation, cellular component: nucleus. Gene Ontology annotation, biological process: regulation of transcription by RNA polymerase II.